AAUUUUGUUUUUUAUUUGAAUUCGAAAUAAUUUUUUUAGGAAUGCAACACUGUAAAAUAUAAGACUAUUUUCGAAGUUAUUGGUUAGUUUCUUUCUAACCUAUAUUCUCAGCUGAUUUCAAAAUUAAAUAACAAUAUUUUGUUAGAAUGGCAAACCCAAAACGCGUUCUACAAAUUUUUAAAAAAUUACAUCGAACGAGACAAGUUGUAUUUCGAAAUGACGAGAGAACUUUGGAUGCAGCGCGUAAACAAAUAAACGAAGCCUUUUUUAAAAGCAAAAAUGAAACUGAUGAUGCCGAAAUAAACAAGAUGAUAAAAUUAGCGGAGGCUGUUGAAAAGGAGUUACGUACGAAUGUCAUACAAGCUGUACAAAAAGAGGACAAUGUUUUCACUGUGGAAAUUACCAAGGAUACCACUAAGUUAGAUAAUUUUCCCUUCAAUCCUGAUGCAGUGUUAGAGCGUCCAAAACGCUCCCGUGGUAGUGGUUGUGGUUCCACUGAAGAAGUAACAACGACAGCUCAAAAUAAUAAAACAUAGACAACGAGGCUUAAAAAUAAACGUUUAUAAAAAGCAACGUAGGAAUGUAAAAGGCUUACAAAUGUAAAAAAAAUAAUGUAAUUUAAUAGCUUU
Messenger RNA from Teleopsis dalmanni, 629 nucleotides. RefSeq names its product complex III assembly factor LYRM7-like. The transcript is spliced from 4 exons. The record is from RefSeq and is a predicted model, not a curated record. Lineage: Eukaryota; Metazoa; Arthropoda; Insecta; Diptera; Diopsidae. The coding region runs from base 147 to 536 and encodes 129 amino acids. Gene Ontology annotation, biological process: mitochondrial respiratory chain complex III assembly.